UGUGUUUAAAUGAAUGUAAAUCAGUCUCUGUCUUUAUAGUGUGUUCAUGUUGGGGUACAGAAAAUGGGAAAGAUUAACAGAUCUAUUACGCUAUAGGGAUCUUAUAUUGCUCUACAUGCUUCAUUUAGCUAUAAGGACAGUAUACAUUUGAAGUCAGAAGUUUACAUACACCUUAGCCAAGUACAUUAAACUCAGUUUUUCAGAAUUCCUGACAUUUAAUUGGAUAAAACAUUCCCUGUCUUAGAUCAGUUAGGAUCACUACUUUAUUUUAAGAAUGUGAAAUGACAGUAUAAUAGUAGAUUUAAGUUAAAGAGAGAUUAUGUUAUUUCAGCUUUUAUUACUUUCAGCGCAUUCCUAGUGGGUCAGAAGUUUAUAUACACUAUUUAGUAGCAUUGUUUAAUUGGGUCAAAUGUUUUGGGUAGCCUUCCACAAGCUUCUUACAAUAAAUUGCUGGAGUUUUGGCCCAUUCAUCCAGACAGAACUGGUGUGUAACUGAGUCAGGUUUGUAGGCCUCCUUGCUCACAUAUGGUUUUUCAGUUCUGCCCACAAAUUUUCUAGCAGAUUGAGGUCAGGGCUUUGUGAUGGCCACUUGAUUUUGUUGUCCUCAAGCCAUUUUUUGUAGGUAUGCUUGGGGUCAUUGUUCAUUUAGAAGACCCAUUUGUGACCGAGCUUUAACUUCAUGGCUGCUGCCUUGAGAUGUUGCUUCAAUAUAUAAUUUUCUUGAACAUGAUGCCAUCUAUUUUGUGCAGUUUACCAGUCCCUCCUGCAUCAAAGCACCCCCACAACAUGAUGCUGCCACCCCCAUGCUUCACAUUUGGGAAGGUGUUUUUUGGCUUGCAAGCCUCACGCUUUUUCCUCCAAACAUAACAAUAGUCAUUAUGGCCAAAAAGUUACAUUUUUGUUUCAUCAGACCAGAGGACAUUUCUCCAAAAUGUAAGAUCUUUGUCCCCAUGUGCACAUGCAAACUGUAGUCUGGCUUUUUUAUGGCGGUUUUGGAGCAUUGGCUUCUUCCUUUCUGAGCAGCCUUUCAGGUAGUUGAUAAAGGACUCGUUUUACAGUGGAUAUCUACUUAUCUACUUGUUUCCUCCAGCAUCUUCACAAGGUCCUUUGUUGUUGUUCUGGGAUUGAUUUGCACUUUUCGUGCCAAACUACGUUCAUCUCUAGGAAUCAUAUUGUGUCUCCGUCCUGAGCGAUAUGAUGGCUGCGUGGUCUCAUGGUGUUUAUACUUGCGUACUAUUGUUUGUACAGAUGAACAUGGUACCUUCAGGCAUUUGGAAAUUGCUCCCAAGGAUGAACCAGACUUGUAGAGGUCCACAAUUUUUUUUUUUCUGAGGUCUUGGCUGAUUACUUUUGAUUUUCCCAUGAUGUCAAGCAAAGAGGCGCUGAAUUUGAAGAUAAGGCUAGUGGUGGAAGAGGGUCUCAAUCAACUUCCAUACAGUGAAUGCACUGUAACCACGCCAACAGGACACAAAUACGAGGGUGUUAAGUUUGAAAAAGGAAACUGUGGGGUUAGCAUCAUGAGGAGUGGUGAGGCCAUGGAGCAGGGCCUGAGAGACUGCUGCAGGUCAAUCCGUAUUGGUAAGAUUCUGAUCCAGAGCGAUGAGGAAACACAAAAGGCCAAAGUUUUCUAUGCAAAAUUUCCACCUGACAUCAGCAGACGGAAGGUUCUGCUCAUGUACCCCAUCCUUAGUACAGGAAACACUGUGAUCGAAGCGGUGCGGGUGCUGAAUGAACACGGUCUGCAGGCCAAACACAUCAUACUACUUAGUCUCUUCUCCACUCCACAUGGUGCACGGUCCAUUAUUCAGGAGUUUCCUGAUAUCACUAUACUGACAACUGAAGUCCAUGCUGUUGCUCCGACACAUUUCGGCCAGCGGUAUUUUGGCACAGACUGACACCAUCAAUAACUUGAUUCAGUUGAAUCGGUUUGCGUGUGUUUAUCACCCAUCCAGGAAAGCCUGGCCAGCCCACAGCGUGUCUGUGUGUGAUUGGUUCAUCGGGGCUGGUCUCUGUAUUAUUAUUAUUAUUAUUAUUAUUAUUAUUAUUAUGUAUUCUGUCUGAUAAUGUUUUUGGAUCAUUUGGUGUAUUUUUGUUCACAUGACCCUGACCCCAUCAAGAUUGUUGAAUAUUGAGAAAAAUCUAUGUUUUCUAAACAUGGUAGAGUGAUGCA
Molecule: messenger RNA, 2170 nt
Organism: Xyrauchen texanus (razorback sucker)
Lineage: Eukaryota; Metazoa; Chordata; Actinopteri; Cypriniformes; Catostomidae
Gene: uprt
Product: uracil phosphoribosyltransferase (FUR1) homolog (S. cerevisiae)
Exons: 6
Coding region: 1362-1895 (177 amino acids)
Source: RefSeq, a predicted model, not a curated record